This is a messenger RNA of Ectocarpus siliculosus, 5541 nucleotides long. NCBI's taxonomy places the organism in Eukaryota, Phaeophyceae, Ectocarpales, Ectocarpaceae. The record is from the annotation of a GenBank genome assembly.
AUGGGCAACAUAGAGAGUGGUCCCGAGGGUUCGCUGGGGGCCGUGGACUCCCUGAAGCAUCGAUUGCAGUCACUCGAGGAGACCAUCCGAUCCAUCGAGGUCGCUCAUCAGGAUGCCCAAGGUGACCACUUCCCGGCACCCGGCGCAGCGGAUAUGUGCCUCUACGGUGCUCGCCUGGUGUGCACGCCUGGCGUACAAGUCCUGACUGGUCCCGUCAUCGGCGAAGUUACCGAAAAUUCGGCGGUCGUCCUUCUGGAGGUGGACAUUGCACCCGAGUUAGGGCCAACGUCCCCAGUAACUUGCCACGUGUCCGUAUCAGAGGGUGCCUGCCGAGGCGGUCGCGUUGUUCAUUCUACAACUCUUACCCUACCGUCCCGCCGACCAAGGGCCUUUCGAAUAGGUGGGGGAAUAAGCAGCGUCAUCGGGCCCGGGCGAGUCUUCACCGUGUGCUUCGGUGGAGUUAGCGCAGAGGAUGCCCGUUUUCGCGUUGGAAGGUUUAGGACGCCCGGCACCUGCUUCGAGCCUUGUCUUGGAGCGAUAGCCGUGAGCGGGGAUCGCCCGGACCGACUCGCGCCGGGAGAGCCGUCGCUGUGGCGCGUCCUCCGCGAGCGCGUCGCGGUUCCGAGCAUCGUCCCGGGGAACGUUCCAGGUGCUAGCGGUGAAGGGAAAGAAGGGCACCAGCACUACUUUCCAAUCGACGUGGUCUUGCAUACCGGUGGUCAGGCGUGGAUGGCCGACGCCCUCGAGGACGCCUGGGAGCUGCUGAGGAGGCGGGCGAUGGAGCCGGUGCUCUGCGCCGACGGCGGGUGGCGGGAGGCGCAGGAAGAGGCAGACGAAUGCCUGCGUGAGGCCAUCCGGCGGUCGUGGAACCUCCCGGACAAGCGUGCCGUGCUGUCAUCGGUUUCCAACCUCAUGGUUUGCGGGGCCGCGGACUUGCACCCCGAUUUCGAAGGACAUUUGGCACGUGUUUCGUUGAAGUCAGGUGACGGUGUCAACGCGGGAAUGGGGAGUACAAGACGGGGAAUGAGAUCGACUCGGGCGUCCGGAAAAGAAAGGCAAGAAGUCCGGGCCCUUCACGCAGCGGUCCGAGCCUGCCGCCGCGUAUUCAGCGAGUACCAAGGCCAGCUCCUGUGGAAGGCGUUGUCGAAGGGAGGGGUGCGGGGGGGGGGGGACAUGGAGGACUUGACCCCGGCUUUCGAGGCAGAGGAGAAAGGCGUGGAAGAGGCCCUCGCCGAGACUCGUCGGGUCGAGCGAGACGAGGCCGUAAAGCAGAAGAAGGUGGCGAUGGCAGAGGAGGCUCUUCGCCGAGCCAAGGCGGCGGGUAGCCUCCCCACCGAGGGCGGCCUGCGCGCCGCGGAGGAGAGGAUCGACAAGAUACGCAAGCAAGCCAAGGCGGCCAGGGCUGCACGAAUUGCCCUGGCCAAGCGCGAGGUCCCAGCUGUGGCGGCGGCGGCGGCGACGCGGGCGUCUCAGGGAGGGUUUCUCAACCUGGGUGGGUCGAUUGGCCUCGUCCUUCUCGACACCGUGUGGUCGAGGGUGACUUGGGACGGCAAGAUCCACCAAGCAGGGGAGAACUCCCCGCACGGCGUGGACGGGGGCGGCACGGCAGCGGCACCGGAGGCGCCGCCGUUGCUGUCCCCCGGUGCAUGGGAGGCUCUUGAGCUCGAGCUGGGCAGGGACUCUGAGCUAAGGCUCCUGAUUGUCGUCAUGCGACACGCACUAGCGGGAGGCACGCCGCAUACCACGGCACGCUUCCCCUCGGCAUCCAGCGGCAACGACCAGGUGUCUGGCAACGCCAAAGCUGACGGCAGCGGCAGAAGUAAUCUCGACGGUAAUCCGCCGUCGCGGUCAAACUCGGCCUCGAUCUCGGCCUCGGAUGUUGCCGAUGACACCGGCAGCGGUGGGCGGGACGAGAGGGACCGCCUCUUGGAGCGCCUCUUCGCGUGGAAAGCCGGGGAGGCGUGGAGGGAAGUGGUGCUGGUCUGCGGCGCGGCGGAGGGGCGAGGCGGGCGGGGCGGGCUGCGCUCUGCGUGCGAAUUGGAGGUUUUGGACUCGAAGCACCCGGGGUGUACCAUCCGCCAGGUCGUCGCCGGACCCAUCACGGACACUCCCGGUGCGCCGCCGAGGGUGACGCCCGCCACCCCGGAUCCAACAAACGGCCGUCGGGGGUCCCGCGCCCCCCCCGAAGCCACCAGCGUCGGCGGCGGCCGAUUCUCUUACCGAUGGAGCCACCCCGGUUCCGCCAGCGGUGGAUCGGCUGCCGGCGACGGCAACGACGACUCGGGGCCCAAGGGCACGGCUCUCUCCUCCUCCUCCUCCUCCUCCUCCUCCUCCUCCUCCGACAAGGUCAACGCCGUCACCGCCGGCUCGUUCGGGGACGACGUCAGCGCGAUCACGACCGCACCCGGAGCGGGGUCGGCGCGCCCGUCCUCCCGACAGAGCAAGCUCGACGACGAAGGCCCAGUGUUGCCGCAAGCGAAGGCGGUGGCCGCAGCAGCACCGGGCUGGGACGACGACGCCGGCGGGGCCAGCGGCACCCCCGACAGCCGGCAGUCCUCGCGGCCGGCGACAGCGGCAGACGCCGACGGAACGGCGCCACGGCAAUCGACGACGACGACGACCGCGGACGAACGGCAGCGACGAUCCGCGGCGGCGCCCGUGUCCGCGCACGGGGAGCGGAGUUUUAUCGAGGCUUUCCUCGACGGGGGCCACUCGCCUUCCACCGCCGUCGCGGCCGGGAUGGACCCGGCGGCGAGCGCGCGGGGGGUCGCGGCGUCCGUGACGGCGAGGGCGGUGACGGUUACGUUUGUCGGCGCGGCGGUGGUGCUGGGGCCCGUGGUGGGCAGGGUGACGCAGCGGUCCGCGGUGGUUCUCGUGGAGGUCGGGAGCACGGCGGCGGUGGGGUGCGUGCUGACCGACGGGGCGACGGGGUGGCAGCACAAGCAGGUGCACCUCCUCUACCCAAGGCAACCGCACGCGUUCUUCUUCGACACGCUGGAAGAGAGCCGGCACUACAGCAUAUUUCUCGAAGGGGUGGACAACGGCGACGCACGCACGGGGGCUUUCACAACGCUCAAGGCAUGGCCGGACCGUCGGGAGCCUCCCGCCCUCCGAGCUGCCGUACGCCUGUCCGGCAACGGCGGCGACGACGACGACGACUACGAGCAAUCUCAAUCAUGCGACGUGCGCCUCCUCUUCGUCAGCGGGACGGGGCUCGCCAGCGCCGCACGGGGGCAACUCCGAGACGAGGGCGACGGUGGUGCUAGCACCGCCACCGCCGGCGAGGCGACGGCGGCGGACAUGUGGGGCGUGUUGGGGCGGGAGCUGUGGAGGCCGUGGCCGCAGGCGGACGUCGUCGUGCACACGGGCUCCCAGGUGGACCUUGAGGUCGCCGUGAUGGAGGCGUUGCCUAUCCUGUCUGCCGCGGAAGCGGAGGAAGAGGGUUCGGAGGAACGCGAGCAAGCCGAAGAGAUGGCCAUGGAGCGGAUCCGCGACGCCUACCGGUUCCAGUGGAGCCUCCCGGGCGCGAGGGUGUGUCUCUCUUGCGGCAGCCACCUCAUGGUGAGGGGCGAGGCAGACCUAGCUCUUCCUCAGCUCGACGGCUCUUCACGCCGAUCCUCGUCCUCGACUACCUCUAGCGCGCCCGGUGGCGUUGGGGUAAGCGCUGGCCGCCGCCGUCGGGGCGGCGGCGGAGGCGGCGGCGAGACUCUGGCAGCAGGAAAGGGAGGGCUCCUUGGUCUGCAAGUGAGCGCAUACGCGCGGAUUACGCUCGCUCGCUUGGCUUCACAGGCGUUCGACGACUACCAGCGGCAGCUGUGGGAUCCCCUGUCCGUGCCCAUGGGCCUCGACAUGAACGACGUGGGCUAUGCUCGCGGGGGGCCAGGUAUCGACAGCGUAGGGUCGGGCGACGGGUUCUUCCGAGAUGCCGCGAGUGUGGGGGGCGAAGGAGAGUGGCACUUUCACGUGUACGGGGAAACGGUCGGUCUUUUCGCGCUGGACGUUCGCGAGGGAAGCGCGGGGUUGCAGCGCGACGAGCGUGCCCCGCUUCUUUCCGACACGCAGUGGUCGUCUCUGGCGCGAGCCCUUAGCAUCGAGGAGAUCCAGGCGAUGGUCGUCGUGGGCGACGCGCCGUUCGUGUCGGACUCUAUUCUAGAUGCUCGGACCAAGGCUCGACACCCGUCGCACGCUCACCUGCGGCGCUCGUGGCCGUUUCACGGUGGCGAGCUUCUGCGGUUGGUGGGGAUGCUGGUAGAGUGGAAGACGGCUGGGGCAGUCGGGGGAGAACCUCGCGAGGUUACCCUGAUCGGGGGAGGUGUACAAUACCCGCUGGAAACCGUCAUCAACGAUUCUGCGUCGUCUGUUGCUAUCACACAGACGGUCUGCGGGCCGUUCUACGGCAUCCCGUCCCUCCAUGGAAGGGUAUUCGAGCCCGCGGGUGCGCUGAGUCAGCGGUUUUUCUACAGCCACACGAUCAACGACCCGCAGCAGCAACAGCCUGGCGGCGUUCACCCGGCGUCAGCUGCGUCGGACUACAAAGUCAUGCCCCCGCCGCGGCCGCUCAGCUCUACAUCAGACCGGCACGACGAAAACGGCAGCAUCGAAAACGGUGCCCUUGUCCCCGAAAUCGACAGUCCGUAUCGAUCCCCCUCGUGCGUCCUGGUGCGGUGCGAGGCCAGGGGGGCGGGACCUAGCGCCCGCCUCUUGCUGCGGAGUCGCUUCUUCACGGCCUCCUCGUGGGCGGCCUGGUGCAGCGAUGGUGAUGCCGGCGCAGCAGCAAAAUCAGCUAGACCGGCAUCGCCACUACCCCCCUCCACCGAGGCGAAUGUGCCUCCGCUGUCAGAGCCACCAGCAGACACAGGACGACCAAGAGCGGCCCCGCGGUGGGCCGUCACGGCGUGGCAAGAACAGGCCGAGACCACCUCCAAAAAACAAGGUGGAGGAGGGGGAAGAGGAGCAACGGAAGCAGCGGAUGCCCUAGCAGCGCUUUGCACGGACGAAAGUCUUUCUGACGUUCUCCUUGAAGCCUUCGAUCGAGUGUUAGACAUAAACGAGGGCGAGGACGAGGACGAAGCCCUGGCGGCCGCGCGGGCUGGGACCGGAGACGCAACUCGGAGGGUGUUCGAGAGUCUGGCCUGGGUGUACAACAACGCUGCCUGCGCCAGGGUCCGUGCGCUGUACCCCACACGCCCGUCCCCCAUCGUGGUUCGUCACCUUCUGAAGUCGGCACAGCAGCGAGGCAGCGGGUCCAGCAACAAUGCGGACGAAAACAAGGUGCCGCCACGACCAGCAAAGGUCAGCGAAUCAGUCGAAACGACCAUCGCGAAGGGUCGGCAGGGCAGGAGCGGUCAGAGGGGGGGCGGGGAGGGGAAAAUGACGAAGCGGUCUAAGACCAGAGAUGAGGGCGCGAAAGAAGGAGAAGCAAGGUCGUUGCUUCCGUCGUGGCUGUUCGUGCACUUACCGUUUCACGACGAAGAGAGCUUUGCCGAGUUUUUCUGCAAGGUUUUGAGGGGCUCAGAGCGUCUGGCGGCCGGGUUCGUCUAG